CGCGUCAAGGCUCCGGAGAACGCGUAAACAACUCUGAGCAAGGAUUGUACAGUGCCGCCGCCUGGGGACAGCCAGCGCAUACAACUUGUGAACUGUGAACACUACACAGGUAUCCGGACACCCGACUGCACACUCGUCAACAGGUGUACAAGCUCUCAGACAACUCGACUGUCGUAUUUUCUUUGUGGUGAAGCAAGAACAGAAAAAACCGCCAAGAUGGUUGCCGGGUGCGGGAAUAAUUGUAUCAAGUACAUCCUCUUUUUCGUCAACUUCCUGUUCUUCGUCAUGGGCGGCGUGGGUAUAGGUCUCGGUAUCUACGCCCUCGUGGACAAGAAACAAAUGGCCGCCCUGACGAAGAUUGACUCCUCGGGCAGGUUCAAAGAUUUCAAUGGCGUAGGACUUCUGCAAGGAGGUGCCAUCGCUCUCAUCGUCGGCGGAGCCUUUCUUUUCAUCACCGGCUUCGCAGGUUGCUGCGGUGCUGUGAAGGAAAUCAAAUGUCUCCUGGGCAUCUACAUCGCCAUUGUCCUGCUCAUCGUCAUCGCUGAAGUUGUUGCUGCAGCCUUGGCCAUCGCUUUCAAAGACAGGAUAGAACAGAAGUUUAAAGAGGGACUGGUAGAAGCCAUCCAAAAGGAAUAUGAUGGUAACUUGACUUCUGGCAACCCCUUUUCACGUGCCUUUGACUACGCACAGGUUGAGUUUGACUGCUGCGGUGUCGAGAACUACACCGACUUUGUGAAUUCAACGUGGGACAAGAACAAAGGCAACGACAAGGUCCCACAGACAUGCUGUAAGGUGGCGGAUAAGAACCAGUAUUUUGACACCAACGUGUUGAAUCUGGAAGACAAAAGCUGUCCUACGACAGAUCCUAGCCUGAAAAAACUCAACACCAACACGCCAUGCUAUGGGGCCAUCAGAGACUGGGUGAUGAAACACGUCGGCAUCAUCAUCGGCAUUGGCUUUGGCAUCGUGGCCAUCGAGGUUUUGGCUGUAGGACUGGCCAUAUGCCUUUACAAGGCCAUCGACGGUGGCACUCACGCGUAAACCGUUUCACGUCCUGGCCACGUGAUCAAUGAUAAUUGCUAUAGUAUUCGCCUGCUGCUUGUACCGCGCCAUAGAAGACUAACUUCUCACUAACACCACAAACUUGACAAAGAAGUUAAUACCUUGUUGGGAACAUGGACACCAAAGAAUUUUCAGCCUGCGACGGAUAAAACUUUCGUUUUUCAUCGUCAACAUCUCAUUGGUUUUCAUACAUUCUUCUUUUAAUGUACGUCGACAUCGUUGUUGCUUUAGUUUUUAUUGACAAUCCGUGCGGCCAGAGAAAGGAACUCAUUAUUUUCAUUGAGUUUUUGUCAACAUUAUUUCUUCGAAGUAAAGUAAAGGUAUCGGUGUCAUUUCUGUUACUGGAAAUUAUUAAACAUUAACUUAUCUUUCAACUUUGUACAGCCAAACUAUCGUUGUUGAAAAAUCGUAGAGAUUUUUGCGAACAAAUGAACAAAAACUUUGCUUGUCGUCAGCUCACGUGUUGUGUGAUAUACAACUUUUGUUUUGUAUGUUGUUUACUGAAGAUUCCACAAUUUGUGAUUAUUUACGUGUACGGAUGACUGAUUUACCAAUAAAGCUACAAAACCACGAAGAUUUGGAUGUAAAGUGUAGGGGUACCGUCACAGCUCAGGGGGCACCUACCCGUAUCUUGUCUACCUGUGGUUGGCUGACAUGUUCAAGCGCAGGUACGUCAGGUGGUGUGACGUUCUCAGGUACAUCAGGCAGUGUGACGUGCUCAAUGGCGCCGGAAGCAAUCACCAUCAAGUCGCUGGUACAAUGUUUGAUUAAUAACGAUAAGGUUUUCGUCUGUGUUGUCUCACCCGCUGCUUAGCUCACCUGGGCUUUCAAGUCGAUUUUUAUUUCAUAAAUCUUAUUCUGACCUCUAAACUCAAGAUAUAGUUCGAUCUGGAGAGAUGUUGAUCGUUGAUAGAGGCCUACCGACAUUUUGCACUGACUGUGGCCGAUUCCCUUCCCUGGAACAGCGACACUCAGACGAACUGGCAGCUUAGUCAACACCAUCUUCAUGUGAAAGUGAGGGUUAGGUGUAAAGACCCUGGAAGAGAGAGAGAUGGCUCGAAAAGAACGCCCAUUGAAUGGAGGAAGACAAACUCUGGAGCUAUCUUCCCACUGUCGCCAUGUGACCAAAGAAGAUAACUAGGAUGCGACUACACCAGCUGUCUCCUGACUCCAGUAAAGGGAGACUACUCACUACAGCCAUCCCGUGCUUGAGUUACGGGCCGUGCGGAUGAGUUUUGUGUGGCAUCCAAACGCGACUUGAGAAAACAUUUUGGGAAUUAGAGUUGAGCUCACGUGACAUCGCAUCUUUAGACACGUGACAGAGAAGAAAUAUUUCCCCUUGUGUGACAUAAUCUGCGUGGAGGCAGUAAACAGGCAUAAACUAUUGAAGAGUUACAAAAUGGAGAGAAAUACUGACUGAAGUUAUGUUGAAAUGUCGAUCAUAGGGCUAGGUGAACAUGACGCUGCCUCAAGCAAGGUGUUCAGGAAAGAGCAGGCCACGAGUCCUCGAAAACUGGAAGCAAAACUAGACUGACAGAAAUUUUCCUUUAAAACAAAUUUAAAUUUCUGUUUUUGUAAAUGGAAAGUUCCUUUGAAAUAAAUGUUUUUACUAAAAUAUA
This is a messenger RNA of Pomacea canaliculata, 2681 nucleotides long. RefSeq names its product tetraspanin-8-like. Gene Ontology annotation, cellular component: membrane. The record is from RefSeq and is a predicted model, not a curated record. NCBI's taxonomy places the organism in Eukaryota, Metazoa, Mollusca, Gastropoda, Architaenioglossa, Ampullariidae.